GUGGCACCACAUUUAGUUAUUUUGUAAAUGUGAGGUGUGCCUGUUGGUGUAUAUUUAUAACUUCAUUAGGAAAAAAGAAAGAGAAACGCCUCCUAACAUACCGCCUUCAUCUGUACCUGAGCUUAUUUAACAGCUUUUGGGAGCCUGAAGUACUGCACUUGCACUUGCAUCCUGCUCGCAUAUGAAUCAUUUUAAAAUGACAAAACAUUCAUUUAUUGUGUUCUUCUCAAUCCACCUGUGCAUCCUGGUGUGUUUGAGCAUCACACAGCACCACGGACCCUGGAGACACAGGGUUAAGUGGGAAACUAAUGGACAGGUUUACAGUUUACUGAGCACCGGUUCUCAGUAUCUCACACCUUUUUCUGCAAAACGGAACGCGAGGUUUUUACUGACAAGACAAAUGCCAAUAUUCUCGAGCAGGAUUUUCAUGGGACAUCUUGCAAAUACUAAGAUACACAGAGUUGGGCAUGUGGUGCAUUCAAACUCUGUGCCAGAGGACAGUCUUGGUACGGAUGCAAGACCCUACAUGAUGUCUGGUUACACAUCUCACGUGAGGAUUAAUAACCAGAUGCCUUUGCAUGCACCAGCACUUUCUUCUGAAGAAGCACUGCGUCCCCAGUCCAUCCAAUAUGGGACAACACCAACUGGCGCAACUACACUGGAAGCUUCAAGGAGUUCAAGACGCCAUCAUUUCGUUACCAGCACACCAGUGCCAAAACGAGCAUCAGCUACUGGAAAACCACCCACUAUCAGUUCUGAGCAGAAUCCACUUCCUCAACUUUCCACUUUGACUGGGGGUAAAACUGCUAACAAAUCUAAACUUUCGACAAGAACCAGUCCAGCUGCACCUCCAGCAACUGUUAACAACAGAACUAGAGUAAAUCCUCCUCUCCAGGCUGAGGGAAGAAGACGAGGUGACGGUAUGACUGGCGGUGAACUAGUGAAUCCUCAAAUAAACUCUUUUCACUAUAACCUGCUCCCGCAUGGACGUGUCGAUCGAUCUCCUCAGAGAGAAACGGGUCAUGGUACAAGCUAUUUUCAUAACGGUCUGCCUGAUCUCAUUCCCGAUCCAUACUAUAUCCAAGCAGCAUCUUAUAUCCAGAGAGUUCAGAUGUACACAUUAAGAUGUGCUGCCGAAGAGAACUGCCUCUCCAGUUCGGCGUACAGCUCAAGAGUGAGGGACCUUGAUUACAGAGUGCUUCUCAGAUUUCCUCAAAGGGUCAAAAAUCAAGGCACAGCAGACUUUCUCCCGGUGAAACCACAUCAUCAGUGGGAAUGGCACAGCUGCCAUCAACAUUAUCACAGCAUGGAUGCCUUCAGCAAUUACGACCUCCUGGACGCCUCCACGGGCAGAACGGUGGCCGAGGGACAUAAAGCCAGUUUCUGUCUGGAGGACACCAGCUGUGAUCCAGGUGUGAGGAGAAGAUACGCCUGCACAGCUCACACACAGGGAUUGGGCCCAGGCUGCUAUGACACCUACCAUGCCAACAUCGACUGUCAGUGGAUUGAUAUUACAGAUGUUUCUCCUGGAGAUUAUAUUCUAAAGGUAACCGUGAACCCAGGUUUCCAGGUGCAGGAGUCUGAUUUCUCCAAUAAUGUUGUUAGAUGUGACAUCAGAUACACUGGGUCAUAUGUCCAAGCAUAUAACUGCAGAAUCACAGGGUGA
Messenger RNA from Carassius auratus (goldfish), 1666 nucleotides. Its product is annotated as protein-lysine 6-oxidase-like. The transcript is spliced from 6 exons. The record is from RefSeq and is a predicted model, not a curated record. Lineage: Eukaryota; Metazoa; Chordata; Actinopteri; Cypriniformes; Cyprinidae. Gene Ontology annotation, biological process: collagen fibril organization; peptidyl-lysine oxidation. Gene Ontology annotation, molecular function: protein-lysine 6-oxidase activity; copper ion binding. The coding region runs from base 182 to 1666 and encodes 494 amino acids.